GUUUAGUGUUGCAUAGCCUCUGUCCAUGCUAUAGAAAUUAACUUUUUAGGGUGUAAAGCAACAACUUAACGUAAAAAAAUCGCAUUUUUCUUAAAAAGUUUCUCACAAUAUACCUCAUAUCAUGCUUAAAUUACUAAUGCACGGCCAUCACAUCAAAUGAAAUUUCACGGAAUUAUUUAAUCAAAUUGGAUAAUGUCCGGAUAAUGACCAAUUAGGCGAUCAUUUAAAUAGCCCUGGAUCAAAUUUAUUUGGUCAUUAAGCUCAAGAUGCCCCUAAAACACUGUAUUUGUUUAGUUUUAUUCAUUCUUCGAGUAAAUGCCGCUGAUGUGUGUGAAAUAACCGCUUGCCAAGCGCUGGAAGAAAGCCUAAUACAAAUCACUGAAUUCUCAGAUAGAAUUGAGGAAAAAAACGAUACCAAUGAUUAUUUAAUUAAGCUGGAAAGACGGGUAAGAUCACUGGAACAACCUGUGUGGGAUAUUGUCAAAGAAGAUGGGCACUGGAUCGAUUGCCUAAUAGGUCCUUGCAACUGUAAACCCGAAAUAAAAACCUUAAGCUGCUGGAGGUUGGACUUAAAAGAGUUGCCAUCUGAGCAAGUCUUGCCUUAUGACGUCAGAGCCAUCGAUUUAGGGAUUAACCAGUUGUCCACCUUGAGCAACAAGGCCUUUCAGGGCCUCACUUUUCUCACUGAGCUUGAUCUGUUUGAUAAUGAAAUUGAUUAUUUGCCGUCGGGUUUAUUUAGGAGGUUAAGCAGCCUUAUAUAUUUGAGACUCCAUAAAAACAAACUGGAAGAACUGCAUCCUGAUCUACUAAAAUACCUGCCAAACCUAAAAACGCUUGACGUGUCAGCGAACAAAUUAAAGUUUCUCCCGUACAACCUGUUUGAGGCUAACAGGAAGUUAAUUUUGCUCCACUUAUCCAGAAACAGCUUGAAAGCCAUUCCGGAGGCUUUAUUUAAUAGGCUGGAACGCCUGGAAGAUCUGGAUUUGAGCAACAACGAACUAGAAACUUUGCCAAAGUAUGUGUUUGCUGACCUGGCAGUAUUAAAGAGGCUCCAUUUGGCUGAGAAUAAUAUCAGUUCACUUCCCACUGGAGUUUUUACUCAAUUACGUCAACUGAAUUUGCUGAAUCUUAGAAAAAAUAAACUGAGUCAUCUCUCGGAAAAUUUGUUUGCUCCCCUGGAGAACCUGAAGAUUUUACAGCUCACCAGUAAUCAAAUAUCUCAGGUUUCUCCUAAGGACUUUUUAAAGCUGACUAACCUGGUUGAGCUUCAUUUAGGGCAAAAUUUGAUAAGUGAACUUCCGGAGGAAGCCUUCGUUGGCAAUAAAAAGCUGGAGAAAUUGUUUCUUUUUUCCAAUAUCCUGGAAGAGGUUAAUGAUAGGACCUUUAACGGAUUAGCAAAUCUAACCUCACUAUUUAUGAACAAUAAUAUGCUAAAAAAUAUUGGUGCCGGGACGUUUUACUAUACCCCUCAGCUUCAAAAACUGCAAAUUGAUAGCAACAAAUUUCACUUCUUACCUGCUAAACUAUUCGAUCCUUUGACCCAGUUGGUGUCAGUGAAACUGGCCAAGAAUCCUUGGCACUGUGAUUGUAAUAUUUUAUAUCUUUCCAUUUGGAUUGAAUUGAACCAGAACAAAGUGUGGGACUCAGACCUCGCUUGCAGAGGUCCAGGUGAUCUUGGAGGACUUCUUUUGAAGGAUAUGACCUUCGAUAAGCUCUGUGAAGGUCAAUGGGCCAGUAUGAUGAAUCAUGCUGCCAGAAUACCUGUUAAAAAGAACACAGGACUUAAUAUAAGUUUAUUUGAGUUUGAUGAGUCUAAUGAAUCUUUGAAAUAAAUCAUUGUAUU
This is a messenger RNA of Anthonomus grandis grandis, 1843 nucleotides long. Its product is annotated as leucine-rich repeat-containing protein 15-like. Bases 267 to 1832 code for a protein of 521 amino acids. Gene Ontology annotation, cellular component: plasma membrane. Gene Ontology annotation, molecular function: protein binding. The transcript has 8 exons. NCBI's taxonomy places the organism in Eukaryota, Metazoa, Arthropoda, Insecta, Coleoptera, Curculionidae. The record is from RefSeq and is a predicted model, not a curated record.